Messenger RNA from Tribolium madens (black flour beetle), 3835 nucleotides. RefSeq names its product structural maintenance of chromosomes protein 1A (gene SMC1). The record is from RefSeq and is a predicted model, not a curated record. Gene Ontology annotation, biological process: sister chromatid cohesion. Gene Ontology annotation, molecular function: DNA binding; ATP hydrolysis activity; ATP binding. The transcript has 14 exons. Lineage: Eukaryota; Metazoa; Arthropoda; Insecta; Coleoptera; Tenebrionidae. Gene Ontology annotation, cellular component: cohesin complex; chromosome; nucleus. The coding region runs from base 91 to 3759 and encodes 1222 amino acids.
AGUGGGAAGCCGCCAUAUUUGUUGUUUGUGGUCGAGUGAGCGGUGUUUUUAGGUUCAAAAAAAUUGUACAUUCUCUGUAAAAAUCGUAAAAUGCCUCCGAGAUUAAAACAUAUUGAAGUGGAAAACUUCAAGUCAUACAAAGGGCAUCGAAUAAUCGGACCUUUAAAACCUUUCAAUGCUGUAAUCGGUCCCAAUGGCUCAGGCAAAUCCAAUUUUAUGGACGCAAUUAGCUUUGUUAUGGGUGAAAAGACCCAAAGUUUGCGUGUUAAGAGAUUGAGUGACCUUAUUCAUGGAGCUGCUAUUAGCAAACCCAUAUCAAGGAGUGCCUCAGUUGCAGCUGUUUUCGUUCUGGAUGAGGAAAGUGGCAAAGAAAUCUGCUUUCAGCGCUCUGUGCAAGGUUCUUCAUCUGAAUACAGAAUCAAUGGAACUGUCGUAUCAAAUAAUGAAUAUCUAACUGAAUUAGAAAAAUUACGCAUUAAUGUAAAAGGAAAGAAUUUUUUGGUCUUCCAAGGGGCAGUAGAAUCUGUUGCAAUGAAGAAUCCUAAAGAAAUGACCGCACUUUUUGAAGAAAUUAGCGGUUCUGGUGCCUUAAAAGAGGAAUAUGAUCGUCUUAAACAACAAAUGCAGAAAGCACAAGAGGAAAUUAAUUUUGCUUAUCAGAAAAAGAAAGGGAUAAAUGCUGAACGCAAAGAAGCAAGACUUGAGAAAGAAGAGGCCGAUAAAUAUGCUCGACUUAAAGAUGAUUUGAAUGACAAACUCGUGGAACACCAACUUUUCCGUUUAUACCACAACGAGCGUGAAAUGAAAAAUUUGGAAAAUGAUUUAAAACACAAACAAAGAGAAGUGGAAAAAAUUGAAAAGAAAAAAGAAAAAGCGGAGGAGGUUUUAAAAGAAAAGAAAAAAGAACAAGGCAAAUUUAACCGUGAAUUAGCAAAAAUUGAACAAGAUAUUCGCGAAGUUGAAGUUGAAAUUUCCAAGAAGCGGCCCCAGUUUAUUAAAGCGAAAGAGCGUGUGUCUCACAUGCAGAAAAAAUUGGACGGGGCCAUAAAGACUUUGGAACAAGCGAGAAAAGCCCAUGAAGCCCAUAUGAAUGAUAUUAAAAAGUUAGAAGACGAAUUAGCGGAAGUUGAAAGAGCUAAAGAAGAAUAUGAAAGUCAGAUUGCAGGAGAGUCACAAAGUCAAGGCAGAGAUGUGCAUCUUGAAGAUGAACAGGUUAGGGAAUAUCAUAGAUUGAAAGAAGAAGCCGCUAAGAGGUCGGCAAGAUACAUGCAAGAGUUGGAUUCUGUCAACAGAGAACAGAAAUCAGAUCAAGACAGACUUGACAACGUUUCAAGAAUGAGGACUGAUGCGGAAAACAAACAUAGGCAGAAAUGUCACGAGAAAGAGGAAAUGGAGAAAAGAAUUGAGAAAUUAGCUGAACAUAUCCGGUUGAGUGAGCAGGCUUUGCAAGACCAGAAACAACUGCGUUCUGAUUUGCAAUCAGAUGUUGGGUCAUCAAAAGACCGCGUCCAUGAAAUUCAGAAACAACUAGACGAUGUUUUAGAACAAUUGGGAGAUGCAAGAACUGACAAACAUGAAGAUGCAAGAAGGAAGAAAAAACAAGAAAUUGUUGAGCGCUUCAAAAGCAACUAUCCUGGAGUGUAUGAUCGCAUGAUUAACAUGUGCCAACCCAUCCAUAAAAGAUAUAACGUCGCCAUUACUAAAGUUUUGGGUAAAUUUAUGGAAGCCAUAGUUGUUGACAGCGAACAUACUGCUAGACAAUGCAUUAAAUACCUCAAGGAACAAAUGUUAGACCCUGAAACGUUUCUUCCUCUCGAUUACUUGCAAACGAAACCUGUCAAAGAAAGAUUGAGGAAUAUUACAGAACCAAAAGGUGUUAAGCUUUUGUAUGACGUUCUCCAAUUUGAACCUCAAGCUGUAGCUCAUGCUGUACUUUUUGCUACUAAUAAUGCUUUGGUUUGCGAAACUCCUGAAGAUGCAAUGAAAGUAGCAUAUGAAUUAGGUGGACGCUAUGAUGCUGUAGCUCUUGAUGGUACUUACUACCAAAAAUCCGGUAUAAUUUCCGGUGGUAGUUUAGACUUGGCAAGAAAAGCAAAAAGGUGGGAUGAGAAGCACAUUUCCCAGUUAAAGGCCCAAAAAGAAAAACUUACAGAAGAACUCCGAGAUGCUAUGAAAAAAUCGAGGAAAGAAUCUGAGCUGAAUACGGUCGAUUCGCAAAUUCGGGGCUUGGAAACUAGGCUGAGAUAUGCUAAAACUGAUAUGGAGAGCACAAUGAAACAAAUCAACGCUGUCGAUGCGGAGUUAGCCAAGUUAUCAGAAGAAAUGGAAAAAUAUGGGCCGAAAAUUGAAGAAAUCGAAAAAACAAUGCAAACGCGUGAACAUCAAAUUGAAGAAAUCAAACUGCAAAUGAACAGUGUGGAAGAUGUUGUUUUUUCGAAAUUCUGUCAAGAAAUCGGUAUUCGAAACAUCCGUCAGUAUGAAGAUCGCGAGUUGCGGGCACAAGAAGAAAGAAAACAGAAGAGAUUGGAAUUCCAGAAGCAAAUCAAUAGAAUUACCUCUAAUCUCGAAUUUGAACGCAGCCGCGAUACGCAGAAUAAUGUAAGUCGAUGGGAACGAACCGUAAAUGAUGAAGAAGAACGUCUGGAAACUUGCAAGAAACAGGAACAGAAACAACGUGAAGAAAUUGAUAAAGAUUUGCAACAAGUCGAACAGUUGAAAGCACAGAGACUUCACAAGAAACAAGAGGUUGAUAGCAUGGAAGAAGAGUUGGGAAAGGCAAGGAGAGAAGUGGGAAGUAUAGCGAAAGAUGUCCAAGCAGCCCAGAAGUCUGUAGUCUCUCUAGAAACGAAAAUCGAAGGGAAAAAGAGCGAAAGACACGCGAUUCUCAUGCAGUGCAAGAUGGACGAUGUGGCUAUUCCAAUGAUUGUGGGCAACAUGGAGGACAUAGUGGCCUCAGAUCCAUCUCAAAGCUCUUCCGGUGAUACCAGUAGCACGGUUCAGCAAUACGAGAAAGAAGCCAGAAUCAAAAUCGACUACAACAUGUUAUCUGACACUCUGAAAGACCUUGAGGAAAAAGACGAAAUCAAGAAAAUGGCUGAUAAACUCCUCAGCUCGAUAAAAAGUCUCCAAGAUACUCUCACUAAAAUUCAAGCACCCAACAUGCGUGCUAUACAGAAACUCGAGCUCGCCCAAGGCAAACUUCAAUCCACGAAUGAAGAAUUCGAAAAUUUGCGUAAACAGAACAAAAAAGCUAAAGCAGCUUUUGAAAAAAUGAAACAGCAACGAUAUGAAAGGUUCACGCGAUGUUUUGAUCAUGUGUCGAACGAAAUCGAUAAUAUUUAUAAAGCUUUGGCACAGAAUCAAUCAGCUCAGGCCUUUUUGGGAGCAGAAAAUCCCGAAGAACCGUAUUUGGACGGAAUUAAUUAUAAUUGUGUGGCUCCAGGGAAGAGGUUUCAGCCGAUGUCGAACUUAUCAGGUGGUGAGAAAACAGUUGCAGCUUUGGCUUUGCUCUUUGCUAUACAUAGCUAUCAACCCGCACCAUUUUUCGUGCUUGAUGAAGUUGAUGCCGCUUUAGAUAAUACGAAUAUUGGUAAAGUUGCCAAGUAUAUAAGAGGGAAGACGGAAUCUUUGCAAACCAUAGUUAUUUCGUUGAAGGAAGAAUUUUAUUCACAUGCUGAUUCUUUGAUUGGGAUUUGCCCUCAGCCUGCUGAAUGUUUAGUAAGUCAAGUUUUGACAGUUGAUUUAACAAAAUAUCCAUAAAUGUAUUACUUACUGUAAGUUUUUAAGUUUUUUUUUUGCUUCAAAAGUUUCAAUUCAAUAAACUGUUUGCGUACUA